CCGAGGGAAUUAGUCCGGGAGGAAAUGGCGAUAAAUGAGGGUUUGGAAGAGAUAAACAAGAAAGGUGAGGAAAGGGAAAAAGAAAUCGAAAUGGAUAGAUUUCAUAUUGAGCGAGGAAAGGUAAAAUGUGAGUGUUGGCAAUGUGCGGCUAAUAAACCACAAGCGGAGGAAAAGACAGAGGGAAAGGAGCAAUGUCCUGAGUGUGAAAAAUGGGUGAAAAAGUUGGAUAGUGAGAAUGGAAUUU
Cetraspora pellucida is the source of this 244-nucleotide messenger RNA. The record is from the annotation of a GenBank genome assembly. NCBI's taxonomy places the organism in Eukaryota, Fungi, Glomeromycota, Glomeromycetes, Diversisporales, Gigasporaceae.